AUGCGAGGAAACGAGUUAUGGCUAGGAUUUUCCAAAGGGAUAGCAAUUCUAUCAAGACUUCAGCGUUUUCCGUAUCCGCCGUACACGAAUAAGAUCAUUGAAUUGGGUUCGUUUUUUCUGCCUACCAUCGUUGCAUACUCGUUUAUGAUCAAUGUUGUCUACAUUACACGCAGCAUUGUGGUCGAAAAAGAAACACAACUUAAGGUUUUAAAUGUUUUCUUUAAAAACAAUUACUUACCAGCUGAAAUGUACUUGCUUGCCUCCCCGUACCCUGUGAACAUGGUCAAAAAGUUUAAUUUCUUUUAUUUCAGUUCUUGGGUAAAGUGA
Molecule: messenger RNA, 327 nt
Organism: Gongylonema pulchrum
Lineage: Eukaryota; Metazoa; Nematoda; Chromadorea; Rhabditida; Gongylonematidae
Source: the annotation of a GenBank genome assembly